This is a messenger RNA of Oryza sativa Japonica Group (Japanese rice), 2534 nucleotides long. NCBI's taxonomy places the organism in Eukaryota, Viridiplantae, Streptophyta, Magnoliopsida, Poales, Poaceae. The record is from RefSeq and is a predicted model, not a curated record.
UCAACUUGAACACCAGAGAUUGACACUCUAAAUGUAAAACGAAUCCACGGCAGCCUUCACCAAAACAAAGCAGAAUUGGAACAAAAGAUAAUAUUAUUCCCGUAUAAACAAGGUAAUAUUGGAGAGCAAUGCUCCUCUUGCAAAUGCAGAAUGCAAAACAGGAUGACUGUGGCCUUCAACAAAAGGAGCACAAAUUAUAAAUAUCAUAGAGUUUCAGCCUUUUUUUUAAGUGUGCAAGGCGCAUAUGCAGCUGGUGAAUCUCUGUAUAAAUAAUUAAGGGUAAAUUGGAACCAUGCCAUUAUAACUAAAUAUGCAUAGAGAGCAAAAUCUAGCACAAGGUCGCCCUGCUGCCAAGACAAGAAAUUGACUGGCACCAGCUAAGUCACUGGAAGCGUGGAACUAUGCUGCGUUCCUCAUCCCGGGAACACGGGAACAAACUCACCCUCCCUUGUUAAAACUAAAAUAAGUAGCGUCCCAAAGUUCCUUGAUCCCAUUUCUUGGCCCAUUGAUCCAAGAACUUUUGUAACCAGCCUAGUUGUGACAUAUAAUAAGUAAUAAAGGACGAUCAGAAUUAGGAAACAAAUAAAAAAUGUUGGUUGAUAUUUAAGAAAACAGAUAAGAUCCAAUUUUGAACCGGCCAGCUGAAAUUGAAGGACUGAAGGAACCAGUCUCUCACCUUUAAAAUGGAAAUCUUCACUGGAGCCAUCACUUGAUUUUUCUUAGUUCUCAAAAGGGUCAUUUUGAAUAUCAGUUGCUUGGAUUGCAAACUUCAGCAAUACCAAUACCAAUGGUUAAAGCGUAAUGAUGAUUAAUAUUCCCUAUCAUCUAGUCCAUGCUUCCACUAUAUAAUUUCAAUUCAAUUUCUUAAGGGAAAAAAAAGGAAGCAGCCGUUCAGCACCUAGCAAAGAUUCCAUGGGCCAGUCCAAAUCCUAGAAGCUAUCUGCCAUCCUUGGAAAAAGAGGAACCAACCGACUAAAGUUAGUCAUGAACCUUGUCAAAAAGAAAGGCCCUGAAAGGAAGAUAUAUCCUGCAUUCUCUUUGGUGGCAUGCAAACUCAAGAGUUAUGCAAGGUGGCACCUCUGAAUCUCGGGAGCUAACCAUGAAUCAAACUUUUAUGGAGUGACUUGUUAGAGAAUAAAACCUAACGAGAACCUAAUUUGGUAGCAGGGUGAGAUGCCCUCAGUUUGGCAGCUGGAUGGUCCUUGUUAUCUCAAAAGGAAUUGUGGUGCUCAUAAGUACAUUGUAGAAACCAAUCACUGCAGGGAACUCGAGUAAACUGAAACUUGACAAAGAGCCUAACUCAAUUUAACCAGAAUAUAGGUACUAGGUGGCAAGGUUGAUUAAUUGGCUAGCACGGAAAAGCAUGCUUUUUUUUCUCAAAAAAUCAGCAAAGUGACAAACUUUGCAUUUGUGCGGGUAGUGGGGAGAGGCCCCCAAAAUUCCCACAGCACCAGCCCUCCAUCCUCUCCAGCCACCAACUGGUGCCAAAGUUUUUAAUGCCAGGAAAAGGCCAGCAAAUGAGGCUCACACCCAACUAACUGUCUCAAAUCUCUCACCUCAGAACAUGCACCAAUACCUUGCCCAUCAUAAAUACCCCUCCACCCCUCCCCACCACUGCUCUCACAACCAUAAUAACCUCCCUACAAAUAGCCUCCAAGAAACCAAGGCCAACACAAAACACAAACAAUGGCAGCAAUGGAGAUUGAGUCAGUCAAGUGUGAGUGCUGUGGCCUGAGGGAGGACUGCACCCAGGACUACAUUGCCAGUGUGAGAGCAAGCUUCUAUGGCCAGUGGCUGUGUGGGCUGUGCUGUGAGGCUGUGAGGGACGAGGCGGGCAGGAAGAAGGCUCACCCAGGAGUGGAGGAGGCUGUCAGGGCUCACAUGGCGUUCUGCAGGAUGUUCAGGUCCAACCCCGCCGUCCGGGUCGCCGACGGCAUGCGCCAGAUGCUCCGGAGGCGGUCCGGCGACAUGUCGAAGCCGGACACCUCCAAGAAGUACAGCACCGUGCAGGUCGUAGAUGAAUCAUCAGUAUCACUGUAUUGAAGAGUUCAUUCAUCUUAUAUGGCUUGUAGACUGUCUAGUCCUCUUCUCAGGAUUAGAUCUCCCCUUCCUUCAGUAAGUUGGUGUAUGUUCCUGUCAUGAGAAGAACUGGAAUGUACAUAAGAUUCCAUGAGAAUAGAUGCCAGUAGUGAUUGUAUGGAGUUACCCUUCUUUUUGGUCAGAAAUCAAUCAUGGGUUGAUAAGAUAUACAUUUGCAAAAUAGUUGGUCACUACCUUCUAGUUGCGACCUAACAAAGGCAGGCAAGAGGUUAGCAUGUGCAAGCUACAUUGUUCACACCUAAGGUCAUAUUGCUUGCUGUAUCUGACUUGACUUGUGAUGUAGAUGUAAUACCAUCAAGGAAUCACUGUAGCGGUAUUACCAGCUGGUGGUUGCAGUUGUUCCAUCAUACUAUACUCCUAGAUAUUGUACAUCAAAGUUGUAAUGUUGUGGUAUUUUUUCUUUUAGAUUGUUAAGCAUGGUCUAGUUAGGAACA